UAUUUGUUGACGAUAGAAUUAAGUGUUAAAGCGAGUAAGAACUCGCCGUGUAAAUGUUUGCUUUAGCGCUACCUGUUAGCCACCUAUUGUAGCCUCACCUUGUUAGCCGAGCAAGCUAACAACAAUGGCUAACGUUAGCUACGCUGAAGACCACCGCUGCUCAAAGAAACGCCUGUUUGUAAAUGACAGCAACGAAACAACCAGCACUGUCUGUAUUUACAGCAAAAGAGAGGAUAUUGGCAGCACGAGUGACGAGCUUAAAGAAAAAAAAUGCUUUGCUCCGUCGGCGGCGACUUCAAGAGGUGAUGCUUUAAAGACACAAAGUUUCAAAAGGGUUUCGACAGUGAGAUUAAUGGACUGCGCAGAGAUCAAGGUUGAAAUGGCUGAAGGGGGGCUGCUGCUGGAGCGUCUCGUCAUCACGGAGGAGGGAGACGAAACCGAGGGUGUCGGUGAAAAGGGGGCUGCGAGCGGCUCGGCUGUCAUCGCAGAGAGCAACAGCGGAGAGUCGGCUCUGAAGGAGGAAGAGGAACACACAGGAGAGGACAAGGCUGAAGACUGUAUAGCAACUACAAUGUGUUUUGAAGAUCAGAGCCCGGGGAAACAACAAAGUGCAGCAGAGGACGGCCAGACGGAGGAGGUUGUUGUGACUGAAGAGGGGAAACAAGAGGAUGACAAACAGGAGGAAACUGAGAGCCUGAAUGAUGGACAAAACAGAGGCGAAAGUACGAGUGAGGGGCAGACACACAAGGAGAUGAGGAUUAAUGAAAACCCUGAGAAGCCCAGUGACACAGAGGGCGACAACAAGGCAACAGAAAAUGACCCUGAAGUGGAUAUAAAGAGGUUGGAUUCCUCUGAACAACAACCUGAAGGGACACAAAGCGAAGAAGAGGAUCCAAAAAAGGCUCGCCGGUUAACUCCCGAGUUCCCGGAGGCGCUGUACGAGCUGCUCUUCACCUUCCAGGAGGGGAGACGGCUCAACGACCAGCGCUGCUCCUUCAGGCUGGAGAAUGGGGUCAGGAGGAGGAGGUGCCACUCCGAGCCCAACACCACCAAGCCAGCCAACAGAGUCCAGUUUUCCUCCAUGACUUCACUGCAGAAAGAGGAGUUUUUUGAUCUGGUGGCCACCGCGCAAGCUCGCCGGCUGGAUGACCAGAGGGCGCACCUCGAAGGCUCCUCACCGCCAAAACCAAAAGGCAGAAGUUUCAGAGGCAGCAUAAAGCAGCUCUCCUUUGUGAAAAAGCCUGCACCAGUUCCUGCACCAGUUCCAGCACCAGUUCCUGUCCCCAAAGAGGAUCUGUAUAAUAUGAUUCUCACGACACAGGCCCAGGGUAGACUGGAGGACCAGCGCAGCAGGGCUCCUGGUCCCAUGGACGAUGAGGACUUCUUCUCCCUGCUCCUGAGGGUCCAGGGGGGACGCAUGGACGAGCAGAGGACUGAGCUACCGUGCUUGCUGCAAACCUGAGAUUGGAAAUUAAAAAAAAACUGUGGGGCUUCAGUGGGAGCCAUCCAGUAUUGCAGUCAUUUUUAGCCUGAUUUCCUUUUGAAACAGGGUUUUUUUUUUUAAUUGCUUCGUUUUAGGGAAUUGCCAUCCCUCUUGAUAGUGUUCAGUGUUAAAGCUGUUGAGUUUGCAGCAAAAACGCUAAUGUUUGAGCAACAGAGCUUUUUAAUGUGACUUGAGGGACGUUCCUGAUGAGAUUCUGAAGUUUACUGCCAGUUACUUUUUUUUUCUUUUCCUACAAAUAGGGUCAGUAGAUGUGCUUUCUUAUCUUGCCAAAUUUUGGAUUUUAUUGCGUGUUUGCGAUGAGCGGUUGAAUGAUUUGUGUGUGUGCUGGAAAGCAGUCUACUGGUCUCUCUAUUGCUUUUCCUUAUUUGUACAGUAGACAUUAAACACACCGAGGAUGAUGGUGAAGAGAUAAUAGCUCCAAGGUUGCACAGUACUUGACUGUAUAUGGAUAAUUCUCCACCAGAAAAUAAACAAAACAUCUAUCUGAGCCUUUU
This is a messenger RNA of Acanthopagrus latus (yellowfin seabream), 1998 nucleotides long. RefSeq names its product G-protein-signaling modulator 1. Bases 125 to 1462 code for a protein of 445 amino acids. Gene Ontology annotation, molecular function: GTPase regulator activity; protein binding. Gene Ontology annotation, biological process: regulation of inflammatory response. The transcript has 6 exons. Lineage: Eukaryota; Metazoa; Chordata; Actinopteri; Spariformes; Sparidae. The record is from RefSeq and is a predicted model, not a curated record.